Messenger RNA from Closterium sp. Yama58-4, 945 nucleotides. The record is from the annotation of a GenBank genome assembly. NCBI's taxonomy places the organism in Eukaryota, Viridiplantae, Streptophyta, Zygnematophyceae, Desmidiales, Closteriaceae.
AUGAUGCUGUACAAGACACCGCACCACCCGUACGUACAAGCGUCAUCGCUGUGCCGUAACACCAAGUUCCGCAAAUGGGCGCACGACGUGUUCCACACCCAGGAGAAGGCAUCGAAGGAGUUUUCGGCCCGCCAUGACGCCGAUGAUACCGUCAUGUGUCUGCGGUCACAGCUGGAUCACCUGCUUGUCAAAACGGCUGCGAAGGCCAACAAGGCAUCUCGGACCAUCCGCAAGUUGGAAGAAGACAACAAGGCGAAGGAGGACCUUCUCAUGCAAAAUGAUGAUGUCAUCGCGGAAAAGGAUGUUGUCAUCGCGGAAAAGGACGCUGAAAUCGCACGCCUGCGUGCGUUACUUGAACAGCGUGCAGCAGGAACAUGCCCGCCCUCGGAUGUCUCCAGCCUGUCACCCCCGCCUGACCAAGGGGCCCCAAAGUGUCAAUCCAUGGAGCACGCAUGGGUGCUGUGGAACCUCCAAGGACGCGGCGACAAAAGACGCCUGCGAGACCGCUAUGGGAAAGACACCUGCUUCGUUAAACACCACUCCUACGACGGUGGCUCCAAAAGCGUGGGCGGGAUUAUUGCACAAAUGCGGCGGGUAAAGAGGGUGAUGGACGCGGUGGAGGCACUUGGGGAAACCACGAAGGUUAUCCAGAAGCUGGAGUCCAUUCUCGGGCGAAUCGGGGGAUGGAGCACGUUCACAGACGACAUCGGCGUCGUCAAGAUGGCCGGGAAGGUCGAGCCAGUUGGGGACGAUGGACUGGAGGCAUUCACGCCUACGCAACAUGACCAGCUGAAGGUUGCGCGGAUGCUCGUUGAGACGGAGCUGCGGACGAAGGACUGGCUCAAGACAAAGUUCCCUACAACGUGGGACAAGUUCCCUGCCCUGAAGCCCCAAAAGGCAGGAAAGGCGUCAGCAAAGAAGCGCCAAAAGGUUGCUAACAUGUGA